GAGAGACCCAUAGUAUAUAAGCACGCUCUCUGCAUCCUGCAGUCCAUUUCAUUCUCUUUGGGUCCAGUCAGCAGGGGAAGCAGAGGAUGAAGCUCCUGUUCGCAACCGCCUUCGUGCUUUUUGUGCUGUCCAACUUUGAUCAUGCUGACUCUUCAGCCUAUGAUAAAAUUGUGGCCCACAGCCGCAUCAGGGCAAAGAAGGAGGGCCCUAAUGUCUGUGCUCUGCAGCAAGUCAUGGGGACCAAGAAGAAGUACUUCAGCACUUGCCGUAAUUGGUACCAAGGGGCCAUCUGCGGAAAGAAAGCGACCGUGCUGUAUGAGUGCUGCCCGGGCUACAUGAAGCUGGAUGGCAUGCGUGGAUGUCCUGCAGUGAUGCCAAUUGAUAACGUGUACGGCACUCUUGGAUUGGUGAAGGCUAUUACCACCCAAGACUACUCGGACCGUUCCCAACUAAGGGAAGAGAUUGAGGGAACUGGAUCCUACACAUUCUUCGCCCCCAGCAACGAGGCUUGGGAUCUUCUGGAGCCAGAAAUAAGAAAUUCACUGGUUAGCAAUGUUAACAUCGAGUUGUACAAUGCCCUGCACUAUCACAUGAUCAACAAACGUCUGCUGACUAAGGAUCUGAAGAACGGCAUGAUAGUCCCCUCCAUGUACAACGACCUCAACCUGCAGAUAAACCACUACCCCAAUGGGAUUGUCACAGUGAACUGCGCCAGGAUCAUCCAUGGCAACCAGGUGGCCACAAACGGCGUGGUGCACGUCAUUGACCGUGUCAUCACAGCUGUGGGAAGGACCAUCCAGGACGUGAUCGAGACAGAGGAUGACCUCAGCUCCCUGAUGACUGCCGCCUCUGCCUCUGGUCUGCUGGACAAACUGGGCGAGCCCGGACACUACACCAUGUUCGCCCCGACAAACGAAGCCUUCGACAAAAUCAACAGCGACAUUCUGGAGAGGAUCAUGGGAGACCAGACUGCUCUCCAAGCCCUGCUCAACUUCCACCUGCUGAACACACUGCAAUGCUCCGAGGCCAUCAUGUCAGGGGCCUCCUACGAGACCCUUGAGGGCACCAACAUCGAGAUUGGCUGCGACGGCGACAGCGUGACCGUGAACGGCGUCAAGAUGGUCCUGAAGAAGGACAUUGUGACCAGCAAUGGUGUUGUUCAUCUUAUUGAUCAGGUCCUCAUGCCAGACUCAGCUAAACAGGUGGUGGAGCUGGUGGGCGCCUCCCAGUCGACAUUUGGCGACAUGCUGUUUGAGUUGGGUCUGGCCGCAUCCAUGAGACCUCAGGCCGAGUACACACUUCUGGCUCCCAUGAAUAAAGCCUUUACCGACGAGAUUAUGGGCAUGGACCAGCGCCUGCUGAAGAUCAUCCUAGAGAACCACGUUCUGAAGGAGAAGAUUGUGCUCAGCCAGCUGUACAACGGCCAGCUUUUGGAGACCAUCUCCGGAAAGUUCCUCAGGGUGUUCAUCUACAGAACUGCUGUCUGCAUUGAGAAUUCCUGUCUGGUGAGAGGCAGUAAGGAGGGAAGCAACGGGGCCCUUCACCUUAUGGCUGCCUUCCUCAAGCCUGCAGAGUCAUCCAUGUACAAGAUCCUCUACGACAACGGAAACUUCAAGAUAUUCCUGAACCUGAUGGAGGUUGCAGGCUUGACUGAUUUGCUGAAGCAGGAGGGAGACUUCACCUUGUUUGCCCCGACUGACGAAGCCUUUGCUGGCCUGAGCCAACGUGACAUUGACAUGCUGACAAGGGACACUGAUGCCCUGCGUACAAUCCUGCUCUACCACAUCAGCAAUGGCGUCUUCAUCGGUGGUGGACUGGAGACUGGUGUCACCAACCUCUUUAAGACACUGCAGGGAAAUAACCUGAAGGUUAUGCUUGUGAACAACAGUAUGCAGGUGAACACCGUCAAGGUUCCGGAGUCUGACAUUAUGGCCACCAAUGGAGUCGUUCACUUUGUUAAGAGCCUUCUGUACCCUGGAGAGACGCCAGUUGGAAGCCAGGACCUGUUAACGCUACUGAGGAGGAUCAUUAAGUACAUUGAGAUCAGGUAUGUGCCUGGAUACAGAUACCAGGAGAUUCCACUGACGUUUAUGAAGAGGACCAUUACUCGUGUUAUCGAAAGAGAGCCUGAGGUCACCAAAAUCACCAGGGUGAUUGAGGGUGAACCCACAUUCACCAAAGUUACAAGAGUCAUCGAAGGGGAGCCCAAAUUCACCAAAGUUACCAGAGUCAUUGAAGGACAGCCCUCCAUCACAAAGGUCACACGUGUUAUUGAGGGUGAACCAACCAUGACAAGGGUUGUUGUCUCAGGUUCUGAUGUAGAUGCAGGAAGUUUCGACUUCUCCAGCAUCUCAAACCUCGAGGGUAAUUCCCAGCUGACCGACGCAGAAUCAGACAGACUCAGCAAGAUGAUUCAAGCGGGAUCAGGCGUGAGGCGUGUUCCUAGCAGAAGAGUUCAGAGUGGAACCAGAAGAAGAACCAGACUGGCUGAGCCCCAGGCGUCAGUGUAAGGAGUGCAAGGACAAUCUGGCCAAGCAAAUCCUGGGAAAAAAAAAUGACUUCAGCUAGCUGAAGUGAAUAUCUGCAUCCCCGCAGGCAAAAGGGCUUGCAGAUCGAACUUGUUUAAUUGACCUAAAAAUCGGAUUAAUUGUGUUCAAUUUAAUGUGAAUGCUGAAAGUGGUUCAAAAGUGGUUUGGUUCCAUCAAGUUGUCCAAGUGGUAUGUAAAUAUUGUAAACUGGUCCACUGAGGUUUUGCAAAUGGGGAAAGACUGUUCUGAUCACCAAGAAUAGACGGAUCACUAUUGUCAAAGACUAUCAGUAGAAGUCCGGCUAGGAUAUACCUCUGCAUGGUUUAUGGUGCUAUUUCGUUGGGAAAAAAUGCUUAAGAUAAUUAUUGGGUACAUUUUGUUUUGUUGGAAAUCCUUGACUUUUGCCAAGUUUUGCCCCAUUAUCUUAUUUUCCCCAAUAGUUGGGCUUUCUGCAUCCUUUUCUACAGCUGAGGUGUCUAUACAAAUGGUCCCUGUGAAGACUGCAUUUCAACGUUUCCAUUAUGUUGUUGUUGUUGUUGCUGUUAUCUUGAUGUACACAGCCACACAACAUGUGUUAACAGUUUUGUUCCAAUGUUCACAAAGUGCCCAAUAAAACAUGUCCCUUGUUUGAGCUCCGUCA
Alosa alosa (allis shad) is the source of this 3168-nucleotide messenger RNA. It is a transcript of the gene postnb, whose product is annotated as periostin, osteoblast specific factor b. Lineage: Eukaryota; Metazoa; Chordata; Actinopteri; Clupeiformes; Clupeidae. The coding region runs from base 87 to 2510 and encodes 807 amino acids. The record is from RefSeq and is a predicted model, not a curated record. The transcript is spliced from 22 exons. Gene Ontology annotation, biological process: extracellular matrix organization; cell adhesion. Gene Ontology annotation, molecular function: cell adhesion molecule binding. Gene Ontology annotation, cellular component: extracellular matrix.